Nannospalax galili (Upper Galilee mountains blind mole rat) is the source of this 2035-nucleotide messenger RNA. RefSeq names its product UNC homeobox (gene Uncx). Lineage: Eukaryota; Metazoa; Chordata; Mammalia; Rodentia; Spalacidae. The coding region runs from base 84 to 1655 and encodes 523 amino acids. The transcript is spliced from 3 exons. The record is from RefSeq and is a predicted model, not a curated record. Gene Ontology annotation, biological process: regulation of DNA-templated transcription. Gene Ontology annotation, molecular function: sequence-specific double-stranded DNA binding; DNA-binding transcription factor activity, RNA polymerase II-specific.
GCGGGCCGAAGCAUGUGUAGGGCUCCGGGUCCCUGUCCCCGCCGCCGCCCGCGCCCCCGCGCCCCGCCGGCCCCCCGCGCGAGAUGAUGGACGGUCGCCUCCUGGAGCACCCGCAUGCCCAGUUCGGGGGCUCGCUGGGCGGCGUGGUGGGCUUCCCCUACCCGCUGGGCCCCCACCACGUGUACGAGCUGGCCGGCCACCAGCUGCAGUCGGCCGCCGCCGCCUCGGUGCCCUUCUCCAUCGACGGCCUGCUCAGUGGAUCCUGCGCCGCCGCCUCGGUGGUCAACCCCACGCCGCUGCUGCCCGCCGCCUGCGGGGUGGCCGGGGACAGCCAGCCCUUCAAGCUUGCAGACUCGGGGGACCCAGACAAGGAGAGCCCCGGCUGCAAGAGGCGACGCACCCGUACCAACUUCACUGGCUGGCAGCUUGAGGAGCUAGAGAAAGCGUUCAACGAAAGUCACUACCCCGAUGUGUUCAUGCGCGAGGCGCUGGCGCUGCGCCUGGACCUGGUGGAGUCCCGAGUGCAGGUCUGGUUCCAAAAUCGCCGUGCCAAGUGGAGAAAGAAGGAAAACACCAAGAAGGGUCCCGGGCGGCCUGCGCACAACUCACACCCGACCACUUGCAGCGGGGAGCCCAUGGACCCCGAGGAGAUCGCGCGCAAGGAACUGGAAAAGAUGGAGAAGAAGAAGCGCAAACAUGAGAAGAAACUGCUCAAGAGCCAGAGCCGUCACCUGCACUCGCCCGGAGGCCUGUCCCUUCACAGCGCGCCCAGCUCCGACAGCGACAGCGGUGGCGGAGGCCUGUCCCCAGAGCCACCCGAACCGCCACCGCCUGCUGCCACGGCCAAGGGCCCGGGUGCGCAUUGCUCCAGCGUCGCGGGUUCCGCUCCGGCCGCCCCCGGCGAGCCACCCGCACCUGGCACUUGCGACCCUGCCUUCUACCCGAGCCAAAGAAGUGGCGCCGGGCCGCAGCCGCGGCUAGGCCGCCCUGCGGACAAGGACGCGGUCCCUUGUGGGCCCGGGGCGGCCACCGCCGGCCUGCCCAAGGCCAGCCCGUUCAGCGUGGAGAGCCUUCUGUCCGACUCGCCACCGCGCCGCAAAGCCACCCCCGCCAACGCCGCGGCCACCGCGGGCCUGGACUUCGCGCCGGGGCUGCCGUGCGCCCCGCGGACCCUGAUCGGCAAGGGCCACUUCUUGCUGUACCCCAUCACGCAGCCGCUUGGCUUCCUGGUGCCACAGGCUGCGCUCAAGGGCGGCGCCAGCCCGGAGUUGGCGCCCAAGGAUGCGCCACCUGCGCCACCCGCGCCGCCGGCACCUCCAGCGCAGGCCAGCUUCGGGGCCUUCCCCGGGCCGGGUGGCGCCGCCGAUCCGGCCUUCGCUCGUCGCAGCCCCGACGCUGUUGCCUCCCCCGGGCCACCGGCUCCCGCGCCUUUCCGGGACCUAGCCGUGGCGGCCACCGAGAGCGGUGCUGGGGACUGCGCGGACGCGGGGACCUCCUGCCCCGUGGCCCCGCCGCCCCCACCCCUCGAAACGUCGCUGGGCCAGGGCCCCGGAGCUCCCAGCCCAGCCCGGGAGCCGGCCAGCAGCGGCGCGGCUGAGCCGGGUGCUGCGACAGGACCCAGCCCGCCGGAUGGUGAGGAGGUGGACAUGGACUGAGCAAGGCCACCGCGGCACCGCGGCCGGGAGAGGCGAUUAGCGGGCCGCCCAGCUCGCUCAGCCUCCCAACGAAUCAGGUGAUCGGCUCUUAGAAACUGCUUUUCCCUCCUGCUUUUUGUUUUCUUCCUUUUUAUUUUUAUCAUUUUCGAAGGCAAACAAAAAAAGCUGUGUCGGUGGGGACCAAGGCAGCAGCUGCAGAUCCCGGGGUGAGGUUCCCCUCCUUAGGAGAGAGCAAAAGAUCCCGUAUUCCCGCCCCCAGCCCACAAAACAAACAAACAAACAAAAAAACACAACAAGAAUCCUCAGCCUUGUAAAUGCAAAAAUGUCUAAGAAUAUUUAUAUAUGUACCAUUUUUAUAAAUAAAGCUGAUCAAACGCAAA